Triticum aestivum (bread wheat) is the source of this 1252-nucleotide messenger RNA. RefSeq names its product expansin-A16. Gene Ontology annotation, biological process: plant-type cell wall organization. The transcript is spliced from 3 exons. Gene Ontology annotation, cellular component: extracellular region. The record is from RefSeq and is a predicted model, not a curated record. The coding region runs from base 290 to 1078 and encodes 262 amino acids. Lineage: Eukaryota; Viridiplantae; Streptophyta; Magnoliopsida; Poales; Poaceae.
CAGGCCCCCUGUUCUCCUCCUCCCACUCCCAUGUCCCACUGCCCUGCCUGCCUGCCCUCCUCAUCUUUGACCCCCGCGCCACCACGGUCCAACCCAAAACACUGCCCACUCCGACCAGGAGUCCAAGAAACUCGCUCCGCCAAGACGGAAGCAACGCGCACGCCGCCACCCACAGCCAGCCAACACACACAAGCCCCUUCUCCGCCCAACCCGCCGCCAGCACUCGGACGCUUCCGUCCGGUAGCGGCGCUGGCCGGCGAGCCCGUGAUCGCUUCCAGGCGCAGGCGCCAUGAUGGGCUCGCUGCCCCUGCUCUUCUCCCUGCUGGUGGUUUCUGGGGUCGGGGUCGGCGGCGGCGUGAGGCUGGCGGGCAAUGGCGGGUACGAGGACUGGAGGCUGGGCACGGCGACCUACAUCAAGGAGUCCCAGGGCCACCCGCUCAAUGACGGUGGCGGCGCUUGCGGGUACGGGGACCUGGACAUAUUCAGGUACGGGAGGUACACGGCCGGCUUGAGCGGCGCGCUGUUCGGGCGUGGCAGCGCCUGCGGCGGCUGCUACGAGCUCCGGUGCGUGAACAACAUCCUCUAUUGCCUGCGGGGCAGCCCCACCGUGGUCGUGACGGCGACCGACUUCUGUGCCCCCAACUUCGGCCUCGCCGACGACUACGGCGGCUGGUGCAACUUCCCCAAGGAGCACCUGGAGAUGACCGAGGCCGCAUUCCUCCGGGUCGCCAAGGCCAAGGCUGACAUUGUCCAGGUGCAGUUCCGAAGGGUGAGCUGUGACAGGGCCGGCGGCAUUCGGUUCACCAUCACCGGCGGCCCCAACUUCCUCCAGGUGCUGAUCACCAACGUGGCAGCAGACGGCGAGGUCGACGCCGUGAAGGUGAAGGGGUCGAAGACGGGGUGGAUACCGAUGGGGAGGAACUGGGGGCAGAACUGGCAGUGCGACGCGGACCUCCGAGGCCAGCCUCUGUCGUUCGAGGUCACCGGAGGAAAGGGCAGGACGAUCACAAUGUAUAACGUCGCGCCUUCGGACUGGAUGUUUGCGCAAACGUUUGCAGGCAAGCAGUUCGUCGAGUAGGUGAAAGAGGGUUGCAAGCUCCAACGACUGUAAUUACAACUAAAAGGGUUACUAAAAUGCCGUGACCCAAGAACGUGAAUGGUUUUCGCUCUGCCCGCCACGCACGUCCAACAUGAUUAUUGAACUUUAGGGCGCAGUUAUCUGCAAGUUUCCUGAAUAAACCACGUCAGUCUA